Molecule: messenger RNA, 2402 nt
Organism: Eublepharis macularius
Lineage: Eukaryota; Metazoa; Chordata; Lepidosauria; Squamata; Eublepharidae
Product: lanosterol 14-alpha demethylase
Exons: 10
Coding region: 80-1594 (504 amino acids)
Molecular function (GO): iron ion binding; monooxygenase activity; heme binding
Source: RefSeq, a predicted model, not a curated record
GCGAGCUGGGGAGCGACUGUCUUCCCCCUUCGGCGAGGAGCGGCGCGGGGGAUUCGUAGGAUUUCGUCGGAGCGCGAAGAUGGCGACGCCGAGUUUGUCGGAGGUCGGCGGCUCGCUGCUGGAGAAGGCGGCGGGGAGCUCGCUCUCCCUCUUGCUGGCCGCCUUGGCCCUGGGCUUGGGGUUCUUACUUCAGGUGGGCUCUCGCAACCGGAGACAGCCCGACAGCGGCCAGGAGAAGUAUCCUCCUUAUAUUUCAUCAAACAUCCCCUUUUUUGGCCAUGCAAUUGCUUUUGGGAAAAGUCCAAUUGAAUUUUUAGAAAAUGCUUAUGAAAAGUAUGGGCCUGUAUUUAGCUUCACGAUGGUGGGGAAGAAAUUUACUUAUCUGCUGGGUAGUGAUGCUGCUGCUCUUCUGUUCAACAGUAAAAAUGAAGACUUGAAUGCAGAGGAUGUGUAUUCACGGCUAACCACACCUGUCUUUGGAAAAGGAGUUGCAUAUGAUGUACCACACCCAGUAUUUUUGGAACAAAAGAAAAUGCUGAAAAGUGGCUUGAAUAUAGCACAGUUUAAAAACCAUGUGCCAAUAAUAGAAAAAGAAACUAAGGAAUACUUUAAAACUUGGGGAGAAAGUGGAGAAAGAAACUUGUUUGAAGCUCUUUCAGAACUAAUAAUUUUGACAGCAAGUCACUGUCUGCAUGGGAAAGAGAUAAGAAGUAUUCUUAAUGAGAAGGUAGCACAGUUGUAUGCUGAUCUGGAUGGGGGAUUUACUCAUGCUGCUUGGCUUUUGCCACACUGGCUGCCUUUGCCAAGCUUCAGGAGACGAGAUAGAGCCCACCAAAAAAUAAAGGCUAUCUUCUACAAAAUAAUUCAGAAACGACGACAGUCCUUGAAGAUUGAGGAUGAUAUGCUUCAAAUGCUACUGGAUGUCACUUACAAGGAUGGGCGUAACCUGACAGAUGAUGAAAUUGCUGGGCUGCUUAUUGGGCUGCUUUUAGCAGGGCAGCACACAUCUUCAACCACUAGUGCUUGGCUUGGCUUCUUUUUGGCUAGAGAAAAAUCACUCCAGGAACAGUGUUACAGGGAACAAAAAGCAGUGCGUGGAGAGGAUUUUCCUCCAUUACAUUAUGAUCAGCUCAAGGAAAUGAGUUUUCUGGACAGUUGUUUGAAAGAAACAUUGAGACUUAGGCCUCCUAUAAUGACUAUGAUGAGGAUGGCUAAAACUCCACAAACUGUUGCUGGGUAUACAAUUCCACCUGGGCAUCAAGUUUGCGUGUCUCCCACGGUCAAUCAUAGACUUAAAGAUUGUUGGGUAGAAAAUGUAAGCUUCAAACCAAGCCGUUAUCUCCAAGAUAACCCUGUUGCAGCUGGAGAGAAGUUUGCAUACAUACCAUUUGGUGCUGGUCGUCACCGUUGUAUUGGAGAAAAUUUUGCUUAUGUUCAAAUUAAGACAAUUUGGUCAACUCUUCUGCAUUUAUAUGAAUUUGAUUUGGUGGAUGGAUAUUUUCCUACCAUAAAUUAUGCAACUAUGAUCCACACACCCAAUAAUCCAGUCAUCAGAUACAAAAGUAGGUCACACAGUGCAGCUUUCUUCAGCUAACCUGCAGAGACAUAUCUGGACAAGUUAUGUAAAGAUUACACCAGAGGAGCUGGUCAGCGUUUGGACUGUUGUGAAGAAAUGUGAACAUUACAUUGUUUUUUAGAAUAUCUGACAGCCUGUUCCUUGCUUUAAGUUCUUACGUAAUUUGAAUAUGCAUUCUUAAUUAUUUGUGCCUUUUAAAUCCAAAUUAGUUAACUUUGAAACAAAAUGGAUGCUGUUUUAAAAAAACCUAUUAUUGAGUCGUUGCAUAGACUCCCAUCUUUUAAUACAAAUUAAUUAAGAGUAUUACCUAGUGUUCUUGAACUAUUAAGAAAAGGCUCCAAAUCACUCUGCUAACAUGAUACCAACUUCGACUGAGCAUAACUAUGCCAGCUUUUAAUCACUAAUAAUGGGAACCACAGGCCUUGGAAGUGUCUCUGUGGUAUUGGAAGAAACACGGAUUGCCCUUCUAAAAAUGGGCACCAUUUUUCUAGUUUUAAAAAUAUCACUUGUCAAAAUUUGUCUCCUGCGGGGAAAAAUUCAAUGUAAGUUUUCUGAAGAAGCAACUUGCAAGUACCACAGAGAAAGAAUUGACCUGUGCUGCAGAAAAUAAGCCAGGAGGAAUUAGGCACAUGAUUAUGAAAUCUGCUAGCUUCUCAGAGAUAAAAUGUAGGUAGGCAGUGAUGGAGCCAUUGCUUGGUGUGUUUUGUCCUACUAAUGUGGAGAUCAGUAAUCAGGAUUGUAGGUUUUUAAAUGUUAUGCAUGUUAGAAUGCCAAGCCACUUCAUCAGUACAUUCUAAGACCGCAUUAAAGUUUUAAAUUAAAUGCA